AUGACUGCCGAAGAAACAAGUGGCCAUGUAGUUAAAAAUGAUAUCACAAACUCUACUCGAAUUGAUAAAGAAUUAUUAUCAAAGCAUCUAAAUGAAAUUGUUGGAGAAUGGGAAUUCCAAUCUCCGAAAGAAGUUGAAUUUUUCGAAAAUAAGUUUACUCAGGUUAGAUUAGUCCGUUUUACAGACCGGCAACUCAUUUCCUAUCUGAAUAUAAUUGAUGAUGGCAAACCUAUUGCUCUUGACCUUGAAUGGAACCCUUUUACUCGACAAAAUGGAGUUAAUCUAUUUCAGUUGUGUACAUCCAGAGGAUGCUUACUUAUUCAUAGACGUUCUGGUCAGAAGAAUGAUGAAUUUUUUGAAUUCCUCAAAACUCAUCAGUUCUUCAUGAAAGAUAUUAGCAAUGAUUAUCCAAUGCUCCAAACAACAUUUGGAAAAAACUUUCCAUUUCAAGUUUGUGAUGUUGCCGCUCAAAUUCUUCGCCCAGAAAAAAAGUCUGAAAAAUUUGAAAAAAUGGUUGUACAAUUUUCACAUUUAAAACCGACUGGAAAGUUCAAAAAUAAGAAAAUUUCGCGCUCCAAAUGGGAUAGGAAUCUUAAUCCACGCCAAAUUCUUUAUGCUGCAUUUGAUGCUGUUGGUCUUUAUGCUUGUUUAGAAGAAUUUCAAAAGUAUAAAUUUGAGUUUCUCCAUCCAGAAGCAAUCAAAUCUAUGUCUAUGUCUAUAUCUAAAGCACGAGCUUCCAAGAAGGAGAAAAAUAAGCCCCCAUAUGCAAAAGCAUUGUCGAAGAAACUUGAUCAUAUCAAAAUUUUUGCCGAAGCAUUUGAAACGGAAAAGAAUAGGCAUGAUCCAGAUUAUUGCAUCGAUUUGAAUGGAGUUUCAGAACUAAAAUUCGAAGAAUUGCCAAUGUUUGCUGAUUUCUACAAGCAAAAAUGGGAUAAGCCAUACAUGAAUGUUGAAUUUGUAAAAGGAACAAUAUCAAAAGUCAGUAUGGUUUUGUCAUCAGAUCCCAAUCUUAAAGAAAUACUGCACAACAUUGAUGAUGGUUUAACAAUGUCAUUGGAAAUAAAAUAUAAUCCCAAAGAUGCUGAUCCUUUUAUUUCACUUAUUGGUAUUUGUUCAUCUUUGGGAUGCUUAUUAAUCAAAUGCAAAGAUGGAAAAGCAUGCGAUGAUCUAAGAGAAUUUAUUACUAACCAUAAAUUUGUUUUCAUUUCCUCAAAACGUAUCCACGAUUAUAUGAAGAAAAUGUUUGGUUCUGACUUCGAAAUUCCAAUUGAUGAAGAGAAAAUAAAUCAUCUCAACAAUUACCAACAUACUAAUGUGCUUCUUUCAGUAGAAUUAAACCAUUCCGACUGGAAUCAGGAUGAGUAUACUGAUGCAAUGGUAUUGAAUUAUGCAAAUGGAGUUUCAUAUUUGUAUCAUUUCAUUACGCAUCACGUUUAA
This is a messenger RNA of Trichomonas vaginalis G3, 1437 nucleotides long. Its product is annotated as 3'-5' exonuclease protein. Bases 1 to 1437 code for a protein of 478 amino acids. Gene Ontology annotation, molecular function: nucleic acid binding; 3'-5' exonuclease activity. Gene Ontology annotation, biological process: nucleobase-containing compound metabolic process. Lineage: Eukaryota; Parabasalia; Trichomonadida; Trichomonadidae. The record is from RefSeq and is a predicted model, not a curated record. Gene Ontology annotation, cellular component: cytoplasm; nucleus. The transcript has a single exon.